Messenger RNA from Armigeres subalbatus, 3070 nucleotides. RefSeq lists its product as uncharacterized. The record is from RefSeq and is a predicted model, not a curated record. The transcript has 3 exons. Lineage: Eukaryota; Metazoa; Arthropoda; Insecta; Diptera; Culicidae. Bases 1 to 2694 code for a protein of 897 amino acids.
AUGGCGACAAAUUCAGUUCCGGCACACGGAGAGGAAAUCCAGCAAGCGAUUCUGCAAAUGGCUGACUUGCUCCAACGGUUGGCCACACCGACGCCGAUCAACCAGGAGAAAGUUCUAGAGUCCCUUUCCACAAACAUGAUUGAAUUUGUGUUCGAUCCCGACAAUGGCAUCACGUUUGAAAAGUGGUUUGCACGUUAUUCGGACCUUUUCGACAACGACGCCCGGAAUCUCGAUGACGCGGCCAAGGUACGUCUUCUCUUGCGGAAGCUGGAUCAUGCUUCACACAGCCGCUAUGUGAACUACAUCCUGCCCAGGCUUCCGAAGGACAUCCAGUUCAUUGACACGGUUUCCACGCUGAAGAAAAUUUUCGCUGGUAAAAGCGAAGCCGAAGACAUUAUCAGUUACGGAGGAAAGUUAAACCGUGCAUGCGAGGAGUUUGAAUUCGCAAAACGACUAGUCAACCUCAAGGCGGACACGACGCUCAUCGAAAAACCACUCGAUCUCGGAAAAAAGGAGCACCAGUCACAACGUCCAUCGAAAGCAAAAGGUAAGCAACUACCAUCUACACCAUGCUGGCAGUGUGGUCAAGUUCACUACGUCCGUGACUGCCCAUUUUCCGACCAUCGCUGCAAAACAUGCAAUCGCGUCGGCCACAAGGAAGGUUACUGCGGCUGCAUCAAGAAAUCGCCCGGCGGUAAUUCCAGCCCAGCUCAAUCGACCGCAAAGAAGCCUGAAACGAAGAAGAAAAAGAAAUCUGGUGGUUACAGUUCCCGAGGGGUCUCCGUGGUGAACCAUAUUGCGAACCGAUCAAAAAAGCGAAGAUUUGUGACGACAAUCAUCAACGAUGUCACAACGUCGUUGCAACUUGAUUCUGCAAGCGACAUCACGGUAAUCUGCGAACAAACAUGGCAUCAGCUGGGUAACCCACAAACGACGCCCCCAUCGAUCAACGCAGUCAACGCAUCCGGUAAACCACUGGGGCUCAUUGGCGAGUUUGAAUGCAAUGUCACGUUCAACGGGACAACGAAACGUGGCAAAUGUUUUGUCUCGUCAUCCCCUAGCCUCAACGUUUUCGGCAUCGAUUGGAUCGACAAGUUCGAUCUGUGGGCACUGCCAUUCGAUUCGAUCUGCAACAGCAUCUCUUCAAAAAGCAAACCAGCGUUUGAUGACGAGAUCCAAAAGCUACGGAGUGACCAUCCGAACGUGUUCGACGACUCGCUAGGGCACUGCACAAAGACAAAGGUGAGACUUUUCCUUAAACCUAACGAAAAACCUGUUUUUUGCCCAAAGCGCCCGGUUCCAUUCAACACAAUUCCAUUGGUUGACACCGAGCUAAACCGUCUCGAAUCCAUGGGAAUCAUCUCUCCAAUCGAUUUUUCGGAAUGGGCCGCUCCGAUCGUAGCUGUCCGUAAGCCCAAUGGACAAGUUCGCAUCUGCGCGGACUAUUCGACAGGACUGAACAAUGCGUUGGAAGCAAACCAUUAUCCUCUGCCGACGCCUGAAGAAAUUUUUGCUCAGUUGGCUGGUAGUCGUGUCUUUAGCAUCAUCGAUUUGUCGGACGCAUACCUACAGGUCGAAGUGGAUGACGAUUCAAAGAAGCUACUGACCAUCAACACGCACAAAGGGCUCUUUAAAUUCAAUCGUCUUGCUCCAGGGGUGAAAUCUGCGCCAGGAGCAUUCCAGCGAUUGAUCGACAGCAUGAUUGCCGACAUUCCAGGCAUUCGCUCCUUCAUCGAUGACGCAAUAGUUUUCGGUCCUACCUGGGAGGCGCACGCAGAGUCGCUCAACAAGCUGCUGACUCGACUUGAGCAGUAUGGAUUCCAUGUCAAGGCGGAGAAAUGUAAGUUUUUCCAGACUGAACUUUGCUAUCUAGGUCACAUCGUGGACCGUCAUGGUAUUCGUCCGGAUCCAGAGAAGCUGCAAGCAAUCGACAAAAUUCCAGCACCAACCAACGUGACCGAACUGCGCUCAUUUCUCGGGGCCGUCAACUACUACGGUAGGUUUGUGCGCAACAUCCAUGAGCUAAGACAACCGCUUGACCAGCUACUAAAGAAGGAUGUCAAGUGGCAGUGGAACGACCGAUGUCAGCAGUCGUUUAAAAAGUUCAAAGCGAUUCUACAGUCCGAGCUUUUAUUGACGCACUACGAUCCGACGCUACCUAUCAUCGUUGCAGCAGAUGCCUCCAACACUGGUAUUGGUGCGGUGAUCCUGCACAAAUUUGCGGAUGGCAAACUGAAAGCCGUUCAACACGCUUCUCGUUCGCUCACUCCCGCCGAGCAAGGUUAUGGUCAACCGGAGAAAGAAGCACUGGCGCUUGUCUACGCAGUGACAAAGUUUCAUAAAUUCCUCCUGGGACGCCACUUCACAUUGCAGACUGACCACAAACCACUUCUAGAAAUCUUCGGCUCGAAGAAGGGUAUUCCGCUCCACACAGCCAACCGACUGCAACGAUGGGCGCUAAUUAUGCUCAAUUACGAUUUUGACAUCCAGCACAUUUCUUCCAACGAUUUCGGUUGCGCAGACAUGCUGUCCCGGCUUAUCGACCGUACUGCUCGACCGGAAGAGGAAUACGUCGUAGCAGCAAUCAACCUGGAAGAAGACAUAGUGAGUAUCAUUAACGACUCGUUAGACAAACUUCCAGUGACAUUCACAGCAUUACAACAAGCGACGAAGAAGAGCACCGUUCUACAAUAGGUGGCCAAAUUCAUCGAGGAAGUUUGGCCACGGGAUUCGAAGUCAAUCACAAACCCAGAUCUCUUACCGUACUACAAUCGGCGGGACUCGCUCAGCAUUGUCAAUGGCUGCGUGAUGCUACACGACCGUGUAGUAGUUCCUCACCAGUUCCAGAGAAAAAUCUUGAGACAGUUCCAUCAGGGUCACCCGGGAGUGGUUCGCAUGAAGGCAAUUGCUCGCAGUUUCGCCACCUGGCCCGGCAUUGACAACGCGAGAUUGAAGGAUUCGUGCGCAACUGCAGUCCCUGCUGCAUAGCCGGAAAAGCACCAGUCAAAACGACGCUCGAGUCGAGGCUUACACCGUCGAAGCCAUGGCCUAGAAUACACAUCGACUAUGC